Molecule: messenger RNA, 309 nt
Organism: Nestor notabilis (Kea)
Lineage: Eukaryota; Metazoa; Chordata; Aves; Psittaciformes; Psittacidae
Gene: TAFA5
Product: family with sequence similarity 19 (chemokine (C-C motif)-like), member A5
Exons: 3
Biological process (GO): G protein-coupled receptor signaling pathway
Molecular function (GO): receptor ligand activity; G protein-coupled receptor binding
Source: RefSeq, a predicted model, not a curated record
AUGCAAACAAUUUUACUGAGCUACCGGUGCAGUCAACUGGCUGCAGGUACAUGUGAGAUUGUUACUUUGGACAGAGAUAGCAGUCAGCCCCGAAGGACUAUAGCCCGACAAACAGCUCGCUGUGCAUGUAAAAAAGGACAGAUUGCCGGUACAACAAGAGCAAGGCCAGCCUGUGUUGAUGCACGAAUUAUCAAAACAAAACAGUGGUGUGAAAUGCUCCCAUGUUUAGAAGGAGAAGGCUGUGAUUUGCUAAUCAAUAAAUCAGGCUGGACCUGUACACAACCAGGAGGACGGAUAAAGACAACCACG